This is a messenger RNA of Rhopilema esculentum, 2124 nucleotides long. RefSeq names its product glycine receptor subunit alpha-3. Gene Ontology annotation, biological process: monoatomic ion transmembrane transport. Lineage: Eukaryota; Metazoa; Cnidaria; Scyphozoa; Rhizostomeae; Rhizostomatidae. Gene Ontology annotation, cellular component: membrane. The record is from RefSeq and is a predicted model, not a curated record. Gene Ontology annotation, molecular function: transmembrane signaling receptor activity; extracellular ligand-gated monoatomic ion channel activity.
UAGCUUGAAUGUAUUCAUAGCUUAAAAAGCAAUUAAAUUUUGUCAUGUGCCUAAUUUGGUUAUUUAGCUCUUUAUACGACAAGUGAUUGCUUUGUGUAUAACGAAUAUAAACGGUUGUGUAGAUUGCGAAAUGUUGUUAGUCAUUAUUUAGCAAAUAACCUGUUGCGAGUUAAAGGUAAAAGCAUGGCUGUAAAUUGCGUGUUCUCAUUCACCUGAAGAUGUUUUUCGUGUUUCACUUUAAGCAGUAUGCAAACACCUGAUGAUAUUUAUCAAAUUUAUCUGGUUGGGGCUUCAUUGGUAUGUUUGAGAAGUUGAUGAAUUUUAAUCACAUCGAGUGUCACGCAGAAGCUGUGAAUUCUAGGUCACCAGUUGCUGUUAAUAGCUCUUCGUGUUUAAUUCAAUGUUAACAAUGGGAUGCUGGAAGUCAUUCUCAUGGCUUAUUAAAGAUUUUAUAAUCAAAUCUCAACAAAGGGUGCUUUGACCUGAACUACUUUGCUGCAGAGUCUGGCUAAACGCUUUUGAAGAAUAUUUACGAAAAAAGAACAUUAUUUAUGCCACGAAAGUUAAUUGCAUGUGAUGAAAUUAAGGAAAGUUAAUUAAGAAUACAUGCUGAAAAUCAAUAUAGAAUCUGUUUUAUUGGCGGUAAUGGGUGGAAGAAUCGUGCAAACUCUGGUGGCUCUCUUUAUAAUCAGUGGCGUAUCACCUGCAUUGAAUUCAACAAGGAUAUCCGAAAUAUUGCAGUCUUACAAGAAACAAAAACUUAAUUUGGCUCCAAGAAACAGAGGAGAAGCUGUUAAUGUCAAAGUGGCAACUCAUAUUUUGAACAUGGUUCCUCUAAACUUUAUCAAUGAACAUAUAUAUAUAGAGGUGGACGUCAUUAUGAAAUGGCUGGAUAGAAGGCUAAUGUUUAGUAACACAACAGACGAUGAUGUUAUAGCAUUACAAGGAGACGCUACCAAAUUCUUUUGGAGACCAGACAUAUUUUUUGACGGAGAAAAGGGAGUUAAACAAGAUACAUUUCCAGGGCAGCAGACAUCAGCCUGGAUUUAUCCUGAUGGCCAUAUCAUCUACACAACUAGGGUCAGCAUUACAGUCUAUUGUCCAAUGGAUUUCAAAAUGUUCCCAUUCGACAAGCAAAUCUGCUCCCUGCGAAUUGAGUCUUGGUCUUUUAACAUGGAUAGCGUCACACUUGAAUACUUCAACUCGACAGACAAUUCAGGUGUUUCACUCAGUGACUCUUUCCGCUUGGCAAAAUUUCUGCUAGAAAGAAUCGAAGCUCUAAAGUUUAGCAUGGACUAUGGAAUCAGUGGAAUAUUCGACCAACUUAAAGUGGUUUUCUACUUGAAGAGAGACAUUCGGUUUUACUUAAUGGAGUAUUACUUUCCAAUCAUUUGCUUGGUGUUCUUAAGCUUCGUAUCGUUUUGGAUACAUUUCAAAGCUACUCCUGCAAGAGUCGCACUGCCAGUGACUACAUUCUUAACCUUGACUAAAAUGGUGGCUCACGUUAGAGUAAAUAUGGAUAUCUAUGGAACAGCGCAUGCCCUGGAGACAUUUCUGAACAUCUCUGUGCUUUUCGUCUUUGGUGUAAUUUUUCAGUUUGCCAUCGUUGGAGUUACCGCAAUUAGCUGGUCAAAGAAAAAGCAAAGAAGAAGAAUUGCUGUAAAUAACAUUGGCGUCGAGGCUGAUGGACAACCGGCCUCGCGUAAGAAAGGGAUUUUUGGCAUUCUUGACAAGACAAGAGAUUUCCUCGUCGCAAAGCAUCGAACCAUGGAAUAUGAAGUGCACCUGCUUGACAAAGUUUGCAGAUACCUGUUUCCACUGUUGUAUUUUGUGUUUGUUUUCAUGUAUGGAGCUGUUUCUUUUCUGCACUUAAGUCACUGAUGUCAUGAAAGUGGACUGCUUUCGUAAUGAUGAAUUUGGAAAGACACCAUUGAAAGGGCUAAAAGGAUUCGACAAUAAUGAAAAUUGGGAAUGAAAAAAACAAAAAGUUUUCAACUAACUAAGACGACUCUGUUAAUUCUGUUUGAGUUAUUUUAACACGUAUUUAAAACUCACAGCUAAUAUCUUUAGCUCUUUAGAAUAAAUAUCUUUCUUAUAGAAUCUUAUAGAAACAAGUUAUGCAAA